Plenodomus lingam JN3 is the source of this 831-nucleotide messenger RNA. RefSeq lists its product as uncharacterized. NCBI's taxonomy places the organism in Eukaryota, Fungi, Ascomycota, Dothideomycetes, Pleosporales, Leptosphaeriaceae. The record is from RefSeq and is a predicted model, not a curated record.
AUGUCGCUUGCUCGUGCCAUGACGAAACGCAUCAAGCGGACAGAGGCUCAGCCGUCGACCCCGACCAGAAGCCAGAGCAUGAGGAAUAUGUCGCAGCACUUUGACCGUAACAAGAUCUCCUUGCCCGUCGCUCUCGUUUCAACCACCAACAUGCUCAGCUACAACGCCCCGGAUAUCAUUGGCACCAGACAUGUUUCCUCGUCCACUUCGUUGAGCCAGUCGUCGGCCGAGGACUCAGACCACAGCGUAUCAACACGCUCCCGUGCUUCUUCACAUGCUUCGAGAGAUACCGCCCUCACCGAUGCUUCGUCCGUGGAAUCUUCUUCGCCUACUUCGCCAAAAACGAACCACCUUUCAGGCUACUUUGCGCCUGCUGGCAAGCCACUCAAGAAGUCUGCGUCGACCACGAGCCUUCAGCAGGUCAAGGAAGAGAUUGUAGAGCCAGUGCCCGCCAUUCCGUCAAGAGCAAUUUCCCACAGCAAGCGUGCCCACGAGCGACUGGCACACAAGCGCUCGCUUCAGCAUGUUCCUGGCCGCAACAGCUUCAACUCAGUCCGCAGUUCCAAGGAGCAGCGAGCAUCACUUGACAUGUUCAAAGCCACGAUCGAGGAGGAAUCCCACCCUUUUGGCAAGGAGCUUGAGCAACUUAACGAGGUUGUCGAAGAGUUCAGCGGCGUAGCACGAGACGUCGAGUCAGAGGCCGAUCACAGCGUGAUGCGCUCCAGGAACCUCGCAGCGUUUUGUGCGGCAGACUAUCUCUCCGAGAUCCAACCUCUAUUCAGCAGCCGAUUUGGCACUGCUCACCAGGCAGCACCCAUGGCCUGGAUCUGA